AUGGGGUGCUGCAGCAGUCGCGGCGCUGCUCAACAUGAUGAGAUUGUGUGCACUGGCCAAAUGCGUCAAAAGGAGAGCAUGGUGAUCUCUCACACAGGCAAGACGACAGAAUUCAAGAGGAGUGUAACAUUUCAGGAAGCCGAAACUAUUCAGCUUGAGAUUCCCCGAAUGGUGGGUUCAAUGAGAUCUACGAGAUCUUUGGCGCAAGAUUCCAGUGACGAAGGACUGCAAAUGAAGGUUUUCUUGCAAGCACUGCAGCACGCCCCGCACGUCCUUGAACAGCGAGUGGCGAACAAGCGAAGGAGGGACUUCGGUUCCGCAUGA
Molecule: messenger RNA, 324 nt
Organism: Durusdinium trenchii
Lineage: Eukaryota; Dinophyceae; Suessiales; Symbiodiniaceae
Source: the annotation of a GenBank genome assembly